Molecule: messenger RNA, 3455 nt
Organism: Prionailurus viverrinus (fishing cat)
Lineage: Eukaryota; Metazoa; Chordata; Mammalia; Carnivora; Felidae
Gene: GTF2IRD2B
Product: GTF2I repeat domain containing 2B
Exons: 15
Coding region: 652-1887 (411 amino acids)
Cellular component (GO): nucleus
Source: RefSeq, a predicted model, not a curated record
GCUGGAGCGCCACCACCAACGGAUGAAAGGCUCAAGAUUGGUUGGCGAUGGCACUGACCCUACCAAAAGGUCGGGACACGCCGUUACAGUUCCUGACAAAUAACUCGAUGGCUUCAAGACAGAGUCUCGGGUCCGUCGAGUUGCAACCUCACCGCUUUAAAGCCACAAGCUACAGGCGUGCAAAAUACCAUAUUAAACAACUGCAUGAAAGGAGGCCCACGUCUGGGGGCGGUGUGCAGGGGUGAGGCGGGACACGUGCCAGCCACUCAUCAAAGGCUGGGGACCGAGGCGCACGCCUGGCCUUCUGCGGACCGCGGCUGAGCCUGCAAACAAAUCCGGCGUGCAGCUCCCCUGGAUUCCACAGCACCGGAAACGGCAACGCCCACUGGGGGCGCUGCGGACACACGAGUGGAGGCUGCCUUCCAGGAAGCCAAAAAAAAAAAAAAAAACACAACGGGGGUGGGGGGGGUGAAGAAAGAAAGAGAAAAAGGAGGGAUAGUGAAGAGCCGGGCCCCGGCCGCCGCCCCCACGCCGCGCCCCGCCUCUUCGCCGCCAGGGCCGCCGCCGCUCCCCACGGCCGCUCCCCGGCGGUCCAGCCCUCAGACCCCUCUGCCGACCCGGCGCUGCCCGCCGCCGGGGACCUCAGGGAUCAUGGCCCAGGUGGCGGUGUCUGCCCUGCCCAUGGAGAACGAGGAGGCCUCAGAGAGCAGGAUGGUGGUGACGUUCCUCGUGUCCGCUCUGGAGUCCAUGUGUAAAGAAUUGGCCAAGUCCAAGGCAGAAGUGGCCUGCAUCGCAAUGUAUGAGACAGACGUGUUUGUCGUUGGAACCGAGAAAGGACGCGCUUUUGUCAACGCCAGGACGGAUUUACAGAAGGAUUUCGCAAAAUACUGCAUUGCCGAAGGGGUGCGUGAGGCCAGAUCCCCAUGUCCUGCGAACGGGAUGCAGAUCGAUUCAGGAGAAACAGAAAUACUCAGAAAAGCAGUUGAGGACUAUUUCUGCUUUUGUUACGGCAAAGCCUUGGGGACCACAGCGAUGGUGCCUGUUCCAUAUGAGAAGAUUCUGAGGGACCCAGCGGCCGUGGUUGUGGAGGGGCUUCCAGAAGGAGUGGCCUUUCAGCACCCUGAGAACUAUGGUCUCACCACCCUGAAAUGGAUUUUGGAGAACAAAGCGGGGAUUUCAUUCAUCAUAAACAGACCUUUCCUAGGUCCAGCGAAUCAGCUCGGUGGGUCUUUGGUGGUCACGGAUGCUAAGAGAUCGGUGACGUCACCAAGUGAAAGCUGUGGCCCCAUCAGUGUGAAAACUGAACCCAUGGAAGAUUCAGGCACGGCACUGAGAGCGACGGCGGUGUCAGUCAAGAAGGAGUCAGAAGAUCCUAAUUACUACCCGUAUAAUACGCAAGACAGCCAUCAUCCUUCUGGGAGCAGCGACGUAAUAGACAUGGAAUUAUCCCUGGAAGAUUCCACUCUGCUUGUCCCAUCAGAAGCGUGUGAGGACCCCGAAGCCGAGGUGAAAAUUGAAGGAAGGACAACUGCCUCGGGUAUUACACGUUCCGCGGUGGGUGUUGAAGAUCUUAACAUCGUUCAGGUGACAAUUCCAGAUAAUGAGAAGGACCGAUUAUCCAGCAUUGAAAAGAUAAAACAACUAAGAGAACAAGUCAAUGACCUCUUUAGUCGAAAAUUUGGGGAAGCAAUUGGGGUAGAUUUCCCCGUGAAAGUUCCGUACAGGAAAAUCACGUUCAACCCCGGCUGUGUGGUCAUCGAUGGCAUGCCCCCGGGGGUGGUCUUCAAAGCCCCCGGUUACCUGGAAAUCAGCUCCAUGAGAAGGAUCUUGGACGCUGCGGAAUUUAUCAAGUUCACAGUCAUCAGGAGGUGGGCGGUGGGUCCCUGAAGCCAAGCUUCUGCGCCAAGCCGCCUCCCCCACUGAGUUUACCGUACUCUGCUCCUGGGAGCCGUGUGUCCAUGUCCCUGGUGACGGCGGCGGCCUCCCCCACUGCACCUAGCGUAGUGUUGAUGCUCGCCGAAGCCCGUCAACCAGAACUGACCGGGCAAGAGGGGACGGAUGACCUCUGUUGCAUUCACCGUGUCUCUUUCUCUUCAGACCGCUUCCGGGCCUCGAGCUUAGCAACGGUGAGUAUCCCGGGUGGCGAGCAGGGCGUUCCGGCACCCAGCGUGCGGUGCGACGCGUCUCGGCGGGCACUCCUUGGUUCUUGAGACUUGAGCCUUAGAGCAAAGCGUGGUGCUCUCUAGAUGCAGUUUCUUUUUUCCCCACUGGCGACCAGGUCCUUUAAUUCUGCUGCUCAGCCAGGCAUUUCUUCUCCCGCGAUGGUUUGGUGCGGCUCACUGGUGCGCCCUCAUCCGGGAGCCCUCCAGGGGCUGGUAGGUCGAUGCCGAACUAGCCCAUCCUAGCCGGUAAAUAGGGCCUGCCUGGCCACUACAGCUCCACCCGCCCCGUGAUCCCCCACCCAGAUCUCCCCACAGUUCAGACCCGAAAGGGGUACCGCCUGGCACAGACAGGGGCUCCCAGGGCCCCCUCAACCUGUUCUGACAGAGCAAUGCCCCAGCCACUGUGCGUGGCAAAUAUCUCCCGUGGAGUCCUUGCACGCAACUUAACACCCUGGAGGGUGAGUAAAGCAGGUGGCGAGCUGUUCUCAAGAGUGCGAGUCACGAGGGAGCCUCCUCGUUUACAGUUUGAAAACAAUGAAAACACUCUUGACAAACGCCCGACUGUUAUUCCUAAACUCACCUUGUUGCCAAAUGAAUUUUUUUUUUUUUGGUACGUUUUUGUACCCAGGUUUACGGGGGCAUGGUUUACGUGCCGUAAAACUCGCUCGUGUGGAGUGUGCACACGUCAGUGAUUUUUAGUAAAUUUACAGAGUUGUGCAACCGUCACCACAAUCUAACAUUAGGACAUUCCUGUCACCCCAAAACAUUCCUUCUACCCACGUCCCGUCAUUUCCCGUUCCCGCCCCCAGCCCCAGGCAACCGCCGAAUUGACUUUCUUUCUGUCUCUGCCUUCAUUUUCUUAAAGUGAAUUUUUAGGCCUGUGUUUUCUCCCAAGUAGAGCUCACCUGCAUCGUGGCCAGAUUUCUUUAAAUUUCAAACAAGUAAGUUCUGUGCGGUCCCGUGGCUAUCUAUGACCAUGGUCUUUUGUGACUCACAGCAGGUAAAUCACGCGCCUUCUGUGGCCAUCCAUGUCUCUGUUAUUUCAAAGUUCUCUGGAGACCCAAAUGAAAAAAAUAGGCAUUAAAAUGCAAACAUACUGCCAGAUCCUUCUUGCUUAAACCAGAUGUGGCAAACAGGUCCUUGCUGAACUUUACAAAAGAUGCCUUUCUUUUGGCUCAUGUACCUUUUUUUUUUAACUUUUUUUAAAAGUUUAUUUAUUUAUGAGAGACAGAGAGACAGAGUGUGAGGGGGGAGGGGCAGAGAGAGAGGGAGACACAGAAUCCGAAGCAGGCU